GCCUUCGUCUUCGGCCCUCCAUCCCUCGUCCAUCGUCCUUGAAACCCGCCGUUUCCUAGUUGUAAACUUGGUGUUCUUUAUUAUCAUCAUUAUCAUUGUUAUUACACUUUCGCUCUUUCAUAGUCCAAUGUCGUUCUCUCCAAUGGGCUGAUGACCCUAUUCCCGAAUCUGCCAACGCCGUACCCCUCUCUAUCCAUCCCUGAACACCAGAGCAGGCAAUUGUGCAGGCAGUUGUGCAGGAAUCAACCAACCCUCCCUCCCUCCGUCCGCCGUCAGCCGACCAGCCAGACGCCCUUCCUGGGUCGGGUCUGCACGAGUAUCAAGAAUCCGAAAGGAGGUUGAUAUUAGAAGUCAAGAAAUCCGCCGCCGCACAUAGACCGCCAGCAUGUGUCUCUCUUUCUGGCGCCGCAAGGCACCCGACGGUGAGAAGCCGCGGACGAAGAAACGCGCCCUCACGAUGCCCUUGUGGUCUACAUCCAACAAGACCUCAGCCAACACCCUGAAGGGUAUGGUCGGCCUCACCACCAUCCUAGCACCUACGCGCGACGGCUUCCACUUCAAACCCGCCCAGCCGAUGCCCUCCAUCAACGUCACAAACGUAGACGGCGCAACCGACCCUUCCUCUUCCUCUGCCAGCUCCGACCACAAGGAUACCCCCGCCACCUCGACCUCCGACGAGAUCCUGCUCAGUUUCGCCAUACAGAACCGUCUGAAGAAGAUCUUUGACGACCUGCGCUCGCGCCGUUCCUCGUUAUCACGCGAUCCUUUUGUGACCCGAGAGCAGCUGCUCGUAUUCCUCGAGAAAACCCAGGGCGAGGACGGUGUGGAGGACAUCCUGCCCGAGGAUAAGGAGAGAUACAACUUCGGCGAGUUCCUCGAGACUUGGUGGACUCACUACGGAUGGGAUGCCAUUCGCCCCCUGAAGAGCGAGGACAAGGACUUGGACCGCCCCAUUACGAACUACUUCAUCAGCAGCAGUCACAACACGUACCUAGAAGGCAAUCAGCUCGCCUCCAAGAGCUCGCCCGAGGCCUACAAAGCGGUUCUCCGCCGGGGAUGUCGGUGUAUCGAGAUCGAUGUCUGGAACGGAGACACCCCCAUCACAACUCAAGAGGGCACCCGGCCCGACCAUUCGAGGAACCUCUCGGGCUCAUCCCUGCCCAACGUGGCGGCAAGCGUCAAGGAGACUGUCGAAGAUAUUCUGAUUGACCGCAACGGCCAUGGCAGUGGCCACAGCAGGAACCCGAGCAACGCCAGCAGGUCUCUCAACCCUCGCGAUAGUACCACACUGCUGGGCCCUAGCGAAUCCACGGAAUCCUUGAGCAACACUCUUCGUCCGCAAUCCGCAGGCAAGAACCGUCUGCCGUAUCCCAAAGAUGAACCCAUUGUGACCCAUGGCUGGACCCUGACGACCCCGUGCGGCUUCCGGGAGGUGUGCAGGGCCGUCCGCGAGUCCGCUUUCGAGACCAACGACCUGCCCAUCAUAGUCAGUCUCGAAGUCCAUGCCGACAAGGAGCAGCAGGAGGUCAUGGUCAAGAUCAUGAAGCAAGAGUGGGAGGGCAUGCUGAUCGACAAGUCCUGGGAGGGCAUUGACCCUCGUUUCCGUCUCCCAAAACUCGAGGAGCUGAAGCGCAAGAUACUCGUCAAAGUGAAGAAGGCGCCUAAUAAGAUCGAAGUGCCUGUGAGCACGGCGGCACUGUCGCGGGUCUACGCCAACGACGAGGACGCCUCAGGCUCGGACGACGAACGUAUCAAGGAAGUACCAAAGACACCAAACACGCCCAGAACCGACACUCCCGUCAAGAUCCACAGCGGCAACGAGGCGCCUACAAGCGCCAAGGUGGCCAUCUGCCAGGCACUUAGUAGCCUGGCCAUCUACACCCACAGCGAACACUUUAAGAGUUUCGAGACGCCGGCGGCUAAGAAGCCGAGCCACAUCUUUUCGAUAAGCGAGAGCAGGAUUCUCGAGCUGCACGCAACCAAGGCCCGCGAAAUGUUCACUCACAACAAAAACUUCUUCAUGCGGGCCUUCCCCAACGGCGCGCGUGUCGACAGUUCCAACCCGGAUCCCAGUCUGUUCUGGCGGAAGGGUGUGCAGAUGGUCGCUCUCAACUGGCAGUACCUCGACGAAGGCAUGAUGCUGAACGAGGGCAUGUUCGCCGACGAGCAAGGAUGGGUCCUCAAGCCUAUUGGCUACCGCAGCUGUGACAAGGACACCGUAACCGAAGUCGAUGCCGCGCCUCAGGGUGACCUGGAGCUCGCCGUCACGAUUAUUGCCGGCCAACAUAUCUGGGCCGCCAGUGACUCUGACAGCAACAGCAGCCGCGCCAAGCACCUCCGGCCGUUUGUCAAGUGCGAGCUCCACGUCGAGAUCGGGGCCGUGAACGGCAAAGCCGCCGACGAAGACGACUUCAAGCUCAAGACAGGGUCGAGGAAGACAGACCACCCCGAAUGGGAGAACGGAGCCCGGCUGAAGUUUCCCAAGAUCUCGAGGGUGGUGGAAGAGUUGAGUUUCCUCAGAUUCAAGGUUGAGGAUGACCCGAUUCUCGGCAGCGAUGAGCUGCUGUCGUGGGCUUGCAUCCGGCUCGACCGGUUGCGACCAGGCUUCCGCUUCAUCCGUCUCAUGGACAUCAAGAACCGUCCAAUCGAGGGCGGCAAGUUGCUCGUCAAGAUCGACAAGGUGGUGCGGUAGAUAUCUUUGCGUCUGUUACGAGUAACAGAAUGACGGAGGGUUUGUAGCGAUGACAAGCAGCAACAGCUCGUCUGCUAUGUAUGCCUCGGAUCAGACGAAGAGAAAUUGAUGCGGAAGGCGGGCUUUCUUUUUAUUGCGGCGAACAUGGGGGGGCAAGACAUUCUGGAUCUGACUUUUCCGUCUUUUGUAAUGGGCCUUGUUUUUCCCCCCUAACUCCCCCUUUUGGCUGUUCCAAUCCCGCGCGCAUUGAUUUCUACUGGUUGGUUGUUAUCAACUCGAUACCUUGGGGGCGAAGAACAGAAGAAGGGGCAUGCUCGGAGGCGUCGGCGUUUACGGAGGUGGACGAUUCUUUCUUCCCGGUUGCAAUCGCGAUACAUAUAUUCUCAUUAAACUCUCUUACUUUUUUUUUCUAUCACCCCCCCCCCUUUAUUUUCUUUUUUCCCCCUUCGACUUCUUCUCUUUCCCUUUUUAAAUUUUCAUUUUCCUUUCCUUAAACCGCACACAUACAGACACAAAAACCCCUGUGUAGUCGAGGGGGCGAGAACGGACGCGGAGUUGUGUCUAUGGGAGUUUAUUUUGAAUUGCCGUUCUAGCUAGUCGCUGGAGGUGGGCGGCGCCAUGGAGUUUUGUUUUGCUUGGCUCGAUCGUCAGUCAACCCAUUUGAAGAGACGGGAUCGGCAUGGCUGGGAUAGGGUAUCGCCACAAGAGAGGCAAGAACACAUGAGUUGGUAAGAAGAAAGUGUGUAAAGAACUGUACUAAGAUUGCAUCUGGAGGCUUCUUUUAAAAACAAAUAAAGAGGUGCAGGAAAAGAAAGCCUUCAUGAGGAUCGAGAGACGGCGAGAUGUGCCCGAGAGACACGGGGCGGGGGGCGAAAGACAGGAAGAACAGCACACGCUACACAAAUAUGGGAACCCGUGGGGUUUGUCUGGUCUGGUCUUGACGCAAAACGAGCAAGCUGGAGAUGAUCGCACAUGAGAGGUGGUCAAAAAGAAACAGCAAUGACUUGUCUUGAGCU
Messenger RNA from Colletotrichum destructivum, 3708 nucleotides. Its product is annotated as Putative C2 domain, phosphatidylinositol-specific phospholipase C, X domain, C2 domain superfamily. Gene Ontology annotation, biological process: phosphatidylinositol-mediated signaling; lipid metabolic process; release of sequestered calcium ion into cytosol. The transcript has 4 exons. Lineage: Eukaryota; Fungi; Ascomycota; Sordariomycetes; Glomerellales; Glomerellaceae. Bases 386 to 2692 code for a protein of 768 amino acids. Gene Ontology annotation, molecular function: phosphatidylinositol-4,5-bisphosphate phospholipase C activity. The record is from RefSeq and is a predicted model, not a curated record.